Messenger RNA from Lethenteron reissneri (Far Eastern brook lamprey), 4468 nucleotides. Its product is annotated as SUMO-conjugating enzyme UBC9-A-like. The record is from RefSeq and is a predicted model, not a curated record. Lineage: Eukaryota; Metazoa; Chordata; Hyperoartia; Petromyzontiformes; Petromyzontidae.
GGCGGGAUCCUUGAGGCGCCGACGCGCGCCGCCAUUGCCGCUGCUGCUGCUGGGGCGAGUUGUUUGAAUGAAGGCGGAGUGCGCGUCCCGUGUCUCUCCGCGUCGCUCGAGCCCUCAGUUGGUGGUUUGCAUCUGAUUGAAGAACCUCGUGCUUCAUUUAAAACAUCUCUCAUCGUUGAUUCCAGUUGCUUUUACACCCAACCAUGUCAGGCAUUGCUUUGAGUCGGCUUGCUCAAGAGAGGAAAUCAUGGAGGAAGAAUCACCCCUUUGGUUUUGUUGCUGUGCCAAUGAAGAACCCUGAUGGGACUCUGAACCUCAUGAACUGGGAAUGUGCCAUUCCAGGCAAGAAAGGGACUCCAUGGGAGGGAGGCCAGUACAGGCUCCGGAUGCUAUUUAAGGAUGACUACCCCUCCACUCCCCCAAAAUGUAAGUUCGAGCCCCCGCUGUUCCACCCCAACGUGUAUCCCUCGGGAACCGUGUGCCUCUCCAUCUUGGAGGAGGAGAAAGACUGGAGGCCGGCAAUCACCAUCAGACAGAUCUUGCUGGGAAUCCAGGAGCUGCUCAAUGAGCCCAACGUGCAGGACCCAGCGCAAGCAGAAGCCUACACCAUUUACUGCCAAAAUAAGGUUGAGUAUGAGAAGAGGGUGCGUGACCAGGCCAAGAAGUUUUCUCCAGCCUGAGCGACUUUCAAGCACAACUAGACCCUUGCGCCCACAUCCCAUCUCCCCUUCCACCUAAUCUCGCCCCACCCACCUCUCCAUCUCCGUUACACGGCAGUACCCUUGAGCCAGCCAGCCAGCGAGGCUUAGACUACAACAAACCGAACCCUUCAAGAAAGUCGGUGGGUUCAGUCAACGGUCAAUGUAAGAAACUGGUCCUGUUUGUGAAGCAGAAACCAAAACAGCAGGUAGAGGGUACUUGAGGGUAGAAAGUGGCAGUGAUUUGAGUCGAGGUAUCUCGCAUGACUAAGUUCACUUAAAUGUUUUGGUUUGCGUAAGAGGUGCUGAGGCUUGUUCUCUAGCUGGAAGACUCGCAAGCACAUAGAUUUAGGGGGCAUAUUUUUCCAAAUAAAUGUUUUUUUAUACAAUGAUUGAGUAGUUUCAUUUAGUUUUAAUAGAACCAGAAGCUGUAAUCCCAUUUGGUUUUCCAAAUAAUCUCACACCAGUUCAUCAAGGGCCAACUUUCCACAUCAGAUAUCUAUUCUAUAAUGAAAACAAAAAACAAAUUUCAAAGAGUGGUCAGCUGGUAGAAUUAUAAUGCUUUUAAGGGAAUAGUUAUGCCAAGUAAUUUCCAGUUGCUGCUAGUUGUAACAGCAAGCUGUGAUUGGGAUACAUUUUAAGAGAAUUGAAACUGGCAGUAAGUCGUAACCUUCAUUGGUGUUCCCUGAAAGUGUUAACCGCAAACACAACUCUAGCACAUUAUGGCAACCGACAUGUGAAUUUAACCCUUUCUAGAAGUCCUUCAUCUACAACCUGGUGUAUGUGCAGUGUAAGUGACUCUUUUAAAAUAAUUGUCUUUAAGUUUUGCACAUUUUGUCAAUUGCAUUGGCUGUGAUAUUUCUUAAAAACUGGUAUUGACCAACAUUGAUGCAUUUCACUGCACAUACUGCAUGCAUAAAAAACGGUUGUGUUUUUAUUUGUGCGAUUUCAUUUUGUCUGCAGAGAAAUAACAAAAUGACAAGCAAUCUAAAAAAAAAAUUUGAAUGUGGAUUUACAAUUUCAAAGUGUGAUGCUAUUUUCAUUUAUGCAUCCAUAAUAAAGGUUUUUGGGUUAGAUGGCGUUAUUUAUAAAUGUGUCGCAACCCUCCACCACCCGACACGGCCAAUCAGUAAAAAAAUGUGUAACGUUGACAAACGACAAAUAGUUCACUACUUUAGCCCGCCGGUGUGUUGAGUGAAUCCACAACAUCCAGCGAAACGUCGUACUAAAAAAUGUUGAAUGUUGUGGAUUCACUCUUCAACACACCGGUGGGCUAAAGUAGUGAACUAUUUGUCUGUUGUCAACGUGACACAUUUUUUGCUGAUUGGCCGUGUCGGGUAGUGGAGGGUUGCGACACAUUUAUAAAUAACGCGAUCUAACCCAAAAACCUUUAUUAUGAUUAAUAUUGCUCGCGAAAGCCUACGUGUUAAACUUAAUGUACGCAUAUUGACAGAGUUGAUGCAAGGAUACAAGAUGCAGAAACAUGACAGGCCCGGGCAUUGUUGAACACGGUACAUUACCACGUAUAAUUAUUAGGCAUUUCAAAUGUAUAAAACAUGGUCUACACAAGCAGGGCAAACAAUUGGCAUUUUCAUAUCUUGCAGUUGAUAGCAACAUGCAACAUGUGCACUGGUAAACUCCAAAGUUCUUGUAGAAUGCUACUUGCAUUUUCGCAGGGGGAUCCCUGUCCGACUACAGAGGUACUGUGGCCUCCUGUUAUCUCUCGGCUCAACUGUUGAUCCCACAAAGAACUAACAAAAGUGACAUUUGAACUUCAUUUGGUCUUAGCUCAAUUUAGACAAGCUAGUGAAGUGAAUUCUCAUAUAGCUUAAAUGUGUUGUACAGGUAGGAACAACAGGUUCCACACUGCCCACCAGGGAUUAUUUGUAUGGUCGUGCACAAAUGCGCUGUCCAACCAAGUUCCUACCUGCCCACUCCGAAGGAACGUGUUUUGAUGUACAAGCAAAUAUUAAUUGACUGGGCUUCCACUGAACUCCGAAUCAACCUUAUAGUUACGAAUUAGUAAUGUGUGAUUUUUGUUUGUUCUUUGUGAAAUCAUCGAUGCUUGGGCCAAGAUCUCAAGGCCCAUUAUUGGGCUCUGUAUCCUGAUAGGGAUGCCCUAAGCCACCUCAGUACCUCUUGCCGCUAAGUGCUUUGGAGUUAAUCGACGCACAUGCGUGUAUGUUGCGGGUCGCUUUCAACGGCGGUGUAUGGAAAUGGCACUUGUUUAGCCUGCUUGUGUUGACAGCGUUUUGGCCAUUUUAAAUGUCAAAGAAAUAUACCCGGUGAUGCUCCGUGUUCAACUGUAUGCAGCCCUCUAAAUGUAUUACUUCUGCAUCUCGUAUGCCUGCAUCAAUAGUUCGAUAUAACAUUGAUAACAAUAGUUACUAAGCCACUUUGUAACUAUAAUGUUGAGUCUUUGAAUUGCUCACAGGAGGUUUCUUUCGAUGGUAUGGAGUUUCUUGACUGACAACAGCUGAGUUAUGUUUGGGGUGGGCUGUAUUAAGUUACAGUAAUUUUAGCAAAUGUGGUGCUGGAUAUAACCAAUUGGGUGGCAGAUAGGUCAGACAACACAAACAUUUCACGUUUUGGUUAAUGUUUUCUUAAUAUGAAUUCUCGUAUUUUUGUUGACAUGAUCCGCACCAUUGAAUAAUGCAGUAAUUACUCAGGAAUUACUUGCCAAUUAGAUUCUUGCUUUUUUUACCUGGAAAUAGCAUAAAUCCAGCUAUCCAAACCCCCCCAUUGUUUCCAAUAGCAACUUUGAAUGUUUUUUAAAUGCCCCUUAACCUAUUAUGCUCGUAUACAACUGCUCAAUUCGCUCAGUUUUAAGAAUGCUCAAUUUUAACUAAAAAUAAAGGUUAUUUGCUUGCUAAUUUAAGGUAUUGAGUUUUCAAUCGUGGAGAAGUUGCUUAUCUAACCACGUACAUUGCCCCUUUAAAAAAAAGCCCGACAUACAACAUGUGCAACGUGUACCAUUCAUGCAGUUGUCUCAUUGAUCUGCAGAUCACCGAGAAUGUUUGUUCACUUCCAUUUGAAAAUGUGGCCCUGACUGGGCAGUCAUCACGGGACUGCUCAGGGUGAGAUUCUUUUAUAGCUGCUGCUGCAAUUUUUCUAUUUGUACAUUUUGUCCAGCCACUUGUCCGCCACUGAAUAAAAUGCUGGCAGACAGUAUUAUCCUAAAUGUUCCCUCCCCCCCCCCAAGGCAUCUGCUUAGGUUGGAAGGUGGUGUCUCUUCCCCCCCCAUUUUCCGUAUUUGCGAGCGGCGGCGAUUGUAAGUUGGGCAGUAGGAUUAAAAUAUUUUGGUUGAAAGAUGCAUUCGGAUCAUUUUGUAAAGUGUUCCGAUUUCAUUGACCUGUGGUAACACUUAAUGAUUUGAAGAUGACGUACAACGUUUUUUUUUCUUUUUCCAAACGUAGAUUAGAGUUAGGGGUAAGCCAUCAACAUUUCCCUUUAUACGGGAUGCUGACGGUUAAAAUGGGUCCUUUGGCUUUCGCUGUCCCAUGCAGAUUGGCUGCAUUGCUCCUCCAUCCCCCCCCUCUCUCCCGAACUCUUCUGCUGUGUAUACUGUGUGGUAGUGUAGGCGACUGAGUAGAGCUGCUGCAAUCUCUUCAAUUUUGUUUUCAUUUGACCACCUGUGUUGUGUUUUAUACCUUAUAUUUUGUUACUGUCUAUACUUGAAAGAAUUCUUUUUGUACAAAGUGUAGUCUUUAAGAAAUGUUAGUGUACCGAGAUGUUUCUUUAAAUUUUUUUUGAAUAAAGAACGAAACAUC